This is a messenger RNA of Suillus subaureus, 1794 nucleotides long. Its product is annotated as DNA polymerase subunit Cdc27-domain-containing protein. NCBI's taxonomy places the organism in Eukaryota, Fungi, Basidiomycota, Agaricomycetes, Boletales, Suillaceae. The transcript is spliced from 10 exons. Gene Ontology annotation, cellular component: nucleus; delta DNA polymerase complex. Bases 1 to 1794 code for a protein of 597 amino acids. The record is from RefSeq and is a predicted model, not a curated record. Gene Ontology annotation, biological process: DNA replication; DNA strand elongation involved in DNA replication; DNA synthesis involved in UV-damage excision repair. Gene Ontology annotation, molecular function: DNA-directed DNA polymerase activity.
AUGACAUCCACGAGAGCCAAGGACUUCCUCACCAAAGAGCUAUUUAUUAAGAAAAAUGUGGUCACAUUCCGGUCCUUGAGUCGCGAGCUCGGUAUUCACGUCAAUGACGCCAAGAAUGAGCUUGCCGCGUAUCUAGCGGAAACAGCAAACACCGACACAUCAUCAUUCGCGACGUACAUGGUCUCUGGUCAGAUCGCUCCACUGCACAACAAUGGAAGCCUUGAUGCAAUGGACGUCAUUCACGAUGAUGACAAUGCAUACCAAUCUGUAAUGCGCUCGAAGAUAGUUCUGGUAGACUGUGAUGGUCUGCAACGCGCGAAAGCUCAAUUCUCUCGUAUACAUUCCGUGUAUAUAUACGGCUUGUCUCCCUCGGUCUUACGUGACGCUGGUUUGAUUUGCCAACCGACGGUCAGUGUCCGGAAUACAGACACAAAGGGCAAUCCUGCGCUCAAUGGGAAAAUAAUCGGUGAACAUGUGAAGACCAGGAAAGGACUACCCAAAAAUGUCUCUGCCGCAUCAUCAUCAAAGACAACCUUGGAUGCGCGGAAGCCAGUCGUCCCCCAACCAUCUAUUUUACCGCGAAAAGUAGAGCAGACGACAGCCAAGGGUAAGCAGAACGAAGUGUCAAAAGACAAGGAGCAUGCAAAACCACUUGUUAGAACGAAAGAACAAACCAAGCCGACUGGCAAAUUAGAUUGGAGUAAGGGCAAGAAUAAGGAGCAGGAGGCCACAUCAGGAGCACGCGUCAAGGACAAGGCCAAACCUCAACCUAGACAGGAUACUAAAAUUUCGUCGCCAUCGGCAAAGUUGGCUGAUAAAGCGUCGGGCAAUAGUGAUGCGGGUCUGCAAUCGAUGAAGCAGCCCAUCUCAAAGGUACCUGCAGUCGAACCAAAGCGAGCUGUUAAGCGUAAAUCACCUGAUCCAUCAGACUCGGAUGUAGACGUUGAAGACAAGCCAACGCUCAAAGACAGGAACGUAAUGCCAAUGAGUAAUGCAAGAGUGAAAAAGGGUGUCGUGGUGUCGGACGACGACGACAAGGAAGUCCCGAGCAAGUCACACAAAAAAAUCACUCGGUCGACUUCAGAUUCCGAGAGGAGCCUUGCAGCAAUGAUGGAUAUUGAUGAUGAUCAAGUUGUCAGGGCAUCUCGCUUGUCCUCUCGUCGCCCCGAUGAUGUGGUAGAUGAUACUGGUGACGAGGUCGACCAAACUGACGUUGACGCUCUGAUAUCUAGCCUCGGCGAGGAAGAGGAGGAGGAUGUCAAGCCGCAGGCUAAGAAGAGGAAAUCUAAGAAGGUAGUCCCCGUCGGGCGCAACGGUUUGAAGAAACGUCGCGUCUUAAAAAGCCGCACCACCACCGAUGCCAAAGGCUACAUGCAAACGGAAGAUCAUUCUUCGUAUGAAUCCGCCAGCGAAGAGGAAGCUGUGCCCGCGGAAGUGAAGAGGAAAUCUAGGAAAGUGGUCCCUGUCGGGCGCAACGGUUUGAAGAAACUUCGUACCGUGAAAAAUCGCACCACUACUGAUGCCAAAGGCUAUACCCACACGGAAGAAUACUCUUCGUAUGAAUCCGUCAAUGAAGAUGAAGAUGAAGCUAUGGAAGUUGCGCCCAAGGAUGUAAGAAAGUCCAAAGGCAAGAAAAAGGCAGAACCGAAGUUGAAGGAUGAGGCAGGGGACAAACCGGUGCAGGCUAAUUCAAAGAUCAAGGAGACGAACUCCUUACGCGGGACUAAAUCCAAGGCUGGGAGAGCACCGAAACGCGGUGGUCUUUUGAAUUUCUUUGGACCCGACAAGAAAUAG